CUUUCCUAUGACAUCUUUCAUGAAUACCUAAACGUACUCCAUAGUAAUUGAAAGAAUGUCUGAAAUUCAGUGAUUAAUAUAUAUUGGACUGCUGAAUAAUAUCGAUGAAGAUCGAUAUAUUACGCAAUAAUUUGAAUAAUUAAGCAAGAAAAGAAACCUUUAAAACAUUACUGUUUUGUUGGCGAUCACGCGAACUAUAUUAAAGAACAUGUCUGAAGUGAUUCAUUCCUAUUUGUAGAAUCUAUACAAACUAAUAAAUACGUUUUUGAGGAUACUAAAAAUACCAGUAGUCAGAUAAAAUUACAUAAUCAGUUGAUUAAUAUUAAUGAUCACCUACAAUCUUCAUCGUCAUCAAUAUGAAAAUGUAUCUUAUAGUGUUGUUUACCAAUCAUAUACAAACAUCAGUUUAAUCCGGAAGAAGCUACGGGUUUUAAACCUGUUGAAAACAAUGAAGCAAUCAUCAAAACGCAGCUCUCGAAUAUCUUCUCGAUGUUUUCAAUCUAUUAUGUUCUUCAGUUUAUCAAUGAUUGGUAUCCAAUGUGCGAGCCCACAAAGUCCAGCAAAAAUUAUCCACUCUCCACUUGAUACAAAGGCAAUAGCCGGAGAAUCAGUCCUAUUUUUCUGCCAAGCUGAAGGUAAUCCUCUUCCCAGAGUUGUCUUCCGAUGGAAUGAUAAUGAAAUCACUCAAAAUCGACCAGGUUUACAAUUUAAAGAAUUAUCCGCAGAUAGUGUUGCUCUACGUGCUAAAUUAGAACCAAAUCACAACGGUGAUACCGUCACGUGUUUUGCACAAAAUCAUGUUGGAUCCGAUUCAGCUACGGCACAAAUUUCUGUAUACAAUGCUAAUGAAACUCCACCAAGAGGAUUUCCAAAAGUUCAUCAAGAUCCUUCAGCAACUAUAAGUCAAGUUGGUGAUUCAACACAUUUACAAUGUGAUGUAUCAGCUGAACCUCAAGCAACAGUCUAUUGGAUAAAGGAUCAAUUUGAAUUGAUUGAUACAAGUCUUCCAAGAUUUCGAAUUGUUGGAUCUGGAUCCCUUGUAAUAGAAACUUUACUUGAAACUGAUUCUGGAGCGUAUGAAUGUAUGGCACGAAAUGAAAUAGGUACAGUAUUAAGUAAUUCAGGCCAUUUGCAUGUACGACAUAAUCUUACAAUUGCAUAUCAUUUUCUUCAACAAAGAGGCAUUCAGUUCCCACCAACAAUUAAUGAAAUGCCUGAAAAAGUUGAAGUAUCCUCUGGUAAAGGUACAAAUUUGACUUGUCGAGCUGGAGGCUUUCCGAUACCUAUGGUUUGGUGGUCAACAUUAGGUACACCAGCUGGACCAAGAGUUUCAGGACCAAUUAUGCUAUCUGAACGUGCUUUAACAGAGCCACAACCACACGAAGCAACACUACGUUUAACAGAUAUCACAGAAUCAUCCGGUUAUAAUUGUAUUGCAAAAAAUGGUCUUGGUCUAGUAAGAAGAAAUGUUAGUGUCAUUGUAAAGCAACUCCCUGCUCCACCAUCAAGUCUAGAUGCACGACCUAUUGGUAGUACUUAUGCUGUAUUACGAUGGCCACCAAGUAUAUCAUCUGGUGUUGAUUCAUACACUGUUAGUUUACAAAUUGAUGAUGGUGGUUUAGGUGAACUUAGCCGUCGUCAAAUAACAAAUAUCGAUCCAUCUGAAAUGAAAUCAGAAAAUUCAUUUAAUAUAUUAGAUACAAAGUAUUCUCAAGAAAAUCCAAUGAUUGUUUAUAAUCUCACUGGUCUUAGUCCAUUUACUUUAUAUUCAGCUCAAGUUCAUGCAGUUAGUCGAGUAGCUGGUUUAUCAUUACCAAGUGAUUUAGUAAAAUUUCGUACAGCAGAACUUGCACCUGGGACACCUCCUCAAGUAUUACAAGCUAUUGUUGAUUCUCCGAACUCUGUAGUAGUAACCUGGAAACCACCAGUCGAAUCCAAUGGUCGUAUCACUGGUUAUAAAUUGUAUUAUACAACUCGACCAGAAGAUUCACUUAACUCAUGGUUAAUUGCUAGAACAACACAAGAGAAAUAUCAAUUAACAAAAUUACUACCGAAUGCAACUUAUUAUAUUAAAGUCAAUGCAUUCAAUGCUGCUGGAGAUGGUCCAGUUAGUGAACAAUUACCAAUUGUAGUUACACCCGGAGUUCCAACCGCACCGACAAAUUUACGAGGUAUAUCACUGAAACCGACAAAUAUUCAUUUAACAUGGACACCACCUGAUGAUAUGUCAAAUGAUAGAAAAUUACUUGGUUAUAGAUUGAGAUUUCGACCUGCCACUACUACCCCUACUGUUGUAGAUCAAAUAAGUGAUAUAAAAUCACCAUUGUCAUCAACAUCUAAUGAAGAAGAAAUUACUAAACAGAAACAAAAGUCAUUCAUCACUGAAACACGUGAUAUUGAUGCAACAGCAACACAGUAUUUAUUAACUGAUCUAGAACCAAGUACACGAUAUUAUUUAAGUUUAGCCGGUAAAUCAAUACACGGUUAUGGAGUAGCUGCUCAAAUUGAAGUUCAAACGAAUGAUUACCCAUUUGAUCUACCUUCACCAAAAAAUGUACAACUACGUACACUGACAAAUGUUAGUGCAAAAAUUUGUUGGGACCAACCAAAUUUACCAGAAUUAAUGUAUUCUAUAAUAUCUUAUGAAAUUUUAUUUGGAUUAUCGAAUGAAUCGAUUAGUCCAUUAAAUGCUACUGGGAUUAUACCAUUACCGCAAUCAAUAUGUUGUUGUUUCACUAUGAUGCAUUUACGCCCCGGUACUGAUUAUCGUAUUUGGUUACGUUUAGUCAGUCAUAAAACUCUGCCAACAACUAUUGUCAAUAAUUAUGAUGAUAAUAAUGGAUUUAUGAAUAAAAAUGUGGCACCAUGGCCGUCGAUCGAUUCAAAGAAUAAAAUCACUGGUCCAGUGUCUGAACUACAGGCAUUUCGUACAUUAAUAAGUGUCCCAAUGAAACCAAGAAAAUUACAUCUUGUGGACAUACACAAAAGAACUCGUUUAACAUCAGUAUUAUCACGAACAGAUCAAGCUGGUGUACAUGGACAAAUAGACCUACCAUAUUUAUGUGUUGAAUUAGCAUGGGAUCCUCCUGAAGGUCUACAUACCACAAAACAAAUCAGUUAUCAAGUAUUUGUUAGACUGAUAGGUCCGCAAGAAUUAAUAGAAGAACUAACAGAUACUACUUUAAGUUCCAGUGAAUUAUAUGGGUCCAGUUUAGAACGUGAAGGUGGCCAUCCAUUAUUACAAAGGAGAUUACUAGCCAAUGUUACUGGAAAUACAUUUAGAUCAUCAGAAAGUGACAGGAUUGGUUAUGGAUUAACCUACUUAUUUGAAGUUGCACUUAUGAAUACAAGUUCAGUAGGUCUUACAGCUCAGUUAGAGGUGACUACACCAGAUGCACCUCCUUCUAGCAGUCCAUUACAUGUUCGCUUAAGUGGUUUAUCAUCAAGUUCCGUUGAAGUUAGCUGGGCUCCACCUCCAGUACAAUAUCGUAAUGGGAAACUUACUGGUUAUGAAGUUAGAAUUUUCGAAGUUGGUGCUGAAACACAAACUGAGACUAUAAUCAAAGUGACAGUACCAGGACAAAGACAAUAUACAGCAAGAGGAUUAAAAGAGAAAACAUUUUAUACAUUUAUGGUUAGAGCAUUUACUUCAGCUGGACCUGGACCUUGGUCUGGUGCAAGUAAUAUACGUACAAGUAUUGAGUUACCACCUCCACCAUUAGAUAUUCAAGCCUCAAGAAUUAACCAACAUCAAAUCAAAGUAACCUGGCGUAUACCGACACGUGAAGAUCAAAGUGGUGUAGGCAGUAAACAAAUCUCAAUACAAGGCUUUCGUCUACUCUAUUCCGCUAAUAAUAAUCCUUAUGAAUCGGGUCAAUGGACGUCAUUUGAUGUUGGCCCAGUUAAUAUGGCCAUUAUAAGCCAUUUAGAAAGUAAAACGAGUUACGUAAUUUGUAUUAAAUCACGUGGACCAGAUGGUCGUUAUGGUGACUGCAGUCAACCGGUAAUUAGUCGACUAGCCAGCGGUAAUGGUGAAAGUGAUUUCUCAGUACGUGGCUUAUUUUGUUCUGGAGAUGAUACUAGUGUGAAGGUUACUUGGCAACAACCUAAACGAACAGAAAAACUAGAAGGCUUUAAAUUGCGUAUUGGUGGCUCCAAGAAAUUCGCUGAUGAUGCUGGUGUAAUUAAACGUUUGGAAUUUCCAGCUCGUAGUGUCAGUGUAACAUAUGCUGCAUUACAUUCUGGUUAUACGUAUACAGUUAGUGAUCUGGAGCCGAAUAGUGUUUAUGACGUACAAUUAAGUGCAUAUUAUGAUUUAACAUUGAAUAUGCAAAGCAAUUGGGAAACAACAAGUUGCUUUACUCAAAUGCAACGUCCACCAUUUGUACCAACACCAAUACCAGUUGCUGUAUCACCAAGUCGAUUACAAGUUUUACUUCAAUUAAGUCGUGUUAGUGAACAAUAUGGAAAAAUACGACAAUAUUUCCUAGUUGUUGCUCCUGUUCACUUAGCUGAUAGUUCAACAGAAAAGAUAAGUAUAGACACAACAAUUACAGCAUCUAGAGGUCUUCCAAGUUCAGAAACACGUUAUGUUGCAGCUCGUUACCUGCAAGAUUAUUUUGAUCCCCCGCCAAGACAUUCUAGAAACUUUACACUUGGUAGUUAUAAUGUAAAAACAAAUCGACCUCAAAGACAUGUUAACUCAAGUCGAAUUCGACGUCAGACUAUGACAACGGAUGAUGAAUUUCUACAUGAACAAGACUCAGAAAUUAUGUUUGACAAUAAAGCUUUAGUUCUUGGACAAGAAUACAAAGCAUUUGUUAGAGCCUGUGUAUUUCAAGAAGAUCAGUCUACUUCUGAUGGCCCAGAAGCAUGUACAUCAUCUGCAUGGUCUCAUGGUUUCGGACCAGAUCGCCAUCUUCCACCAUGGAGCGAAAUGAUGAAUAAGCAUUUAAGAGAUAGCGAAUUCAGAAAUAAAAAUAAUCUAGAUGCAUCUGAUAAUAGGAAUAGUAAUUCAUUAGGAUUUAGCCUAACACGUGGUUUCACGGGAUCAAACAGAGAUCUAUUUAUUAUUGGACUAGUUGCUGUAAUCGUUAGUUUGGCAUUAAUUGUCGUGAUAUGCAUUGCAUUUGGAUGUUUUAUACGUCGUAAACGUCGUCCGAAACUAAUUAACCAUUUAACUCCAAAUGAUUCGACAAUGAAACAACCACUGAUGCGAAUGAACGACUGUGGCCCAGCUAAUGGAAACAGUUUUCCAUUAAUCACAAGUGGAAUAGAAGUAAUAAAUACUAAUUUUACAUCCUCUGUCGACAAACGUGGUAGUUCGGUUGUUGGUAAUGAUAGCUUAAAAAGUGCAACUCUUAUCGCUGCCUCAUCACCAGGACCACCACAAUCCUCAUUAAUUUCGUCAAUCUCAACUACAGGUAGACCAAAUCUGAUCACAUCAGCAACAUCAAGCCCACUUACAGGCAUUGCGCAAUUGGAUCCAAGGCAUCACGUUACUCAAGCUCCUCCAAUAAUUGAUAUGUCGGUACACCAUGGUUAUUCCCUUGGUUUGACAAAUCUCAAUACUCCACCAGCAAUCCAACAACCAAUGAAUCCUUUUAUUUCACAUCGAGGUGGGACUUCAAGCAGUCAUACAGGAAGUCAUCCAAGUUCUUUAACUGGCAGUGGAACAGGUGCAGCAUACAAUGUAAUGGGAAUAAAUAAUAACUGUGUUAGUGAAAAUAAUGCUGCUACAAUAUGUGACGGUUUAAUAAUUGCAAGAAAUGGCUUACCAGGUUCUGAAAGUGGACCCGAAUCCGCAUUUGACAUGCCGCACUUACCAUUUGAAAUGAAAGGUCAUUCGAUGCAUCACCCGAUCCCUGUUAAUCUUCUACCAGACCACGUUGCACGACUUUCGGCUGCAGACAAUUUAUUAUUUUCACAAGAAUAUGAAUCUAUUGAAACUGAACAACAGUUCACAUGGGAAAAUUCUAAUCUUGAUGUGAAUAAACCGAAAAAUCGUUAUGCUAAUGUAAUUGCUUAUGACCAUUCCAGAGUUGUUUUACAAUCAAUCGAUUGUGUUCCCGGUUCUGAUUAUAUCAAUGCAAAUUAUAUCGAUGGUUACAGACGGAUGAAUGCUUAUAUUGCUACACAGGGUCCUACCCCCGAGACAUUUUCCGACUUUUGGCGUAUGAUAUGGGAACAACGUGUAUCAAUUAUCGUAAUGAUGACUAGAUUAGAAGAACGUUCUCGUGUCAAAUGUGAUCAGUAUUGGCCAUCACGUGGACCAGAAUCAUUUGCAAGUGGCCUCUUAUUGGUUAAACCUGUUGAUACCAUUGAAUUAGCCUAUUAUACUAUACGUACAUUUCACUUAACAGCUCGUGGAAUUGAAGAUGAAUGUAGAGAAGUUAAACACUUUCAAUUUACUGGGUGGCCAGAUCAUGGUGUUCCUGAAUAUCCUAUACCAUUAUUAUUAUUUAUUCGACGUGUUCGAGCUACACUAGCACCGAAUACAAAUAAUAUGUUUCAAUCCAAUCAUAAUGUAGAACAAGCACCAAUUGUUGUUCAUUGUUCUGCUGGCGUAGGAAGAACAGGUGCAUUCAUUGUAAUUGACAUUAUGCUAGAAAGAUUGAAAUAUGAAAAAACUGUAGAUAUUUAUGGUUGUGUUAAAGCAUUACGUAAACAACGUAAUUUUAUGGUUCAAACAGAAGAUCAAUACAUUUUCAUACAUUCAGCUCUUUUAGAAGUAAUUGAUGCUGGAAAUACUGAGGUACCAGCUAGAAAUUUAUCUGCUCAUAUUAAAAAAUUACGUAUGUUAGAUGCAACUGGUGGUUCAGGUAUGGAAUUGGAAUUUAAAAAAUUGGCACAGUUUCGAUUACCACAUGCUAAAUACACUUCAGCACAACAGGGUUGUAAUAAGAAUAAAAAUCGUCUAUUGAAUAUAUUACCAUAUGAAUCUACUCGUGUCCCAUUGCAACCUAUACGUGGUGUUGAAGGAUCUGACUACAUAAAUGCUAAUUUUGUGGAUAGUUAUCGUGAUCGAAGAGCAUAUAUUGCAACUCAAGCUCCAAUGGCAAAAACAGUGGAAGAUUUCUGGAGAAUGAUUUGGGAAUUGAAUUCUAACAUUGUUGUAAUGUUGACCGAUCUGAAUGAACGAGGUCGAGAAUGUUGUUAUCCUUACUGGCCAACAGAAAGAUCAUCUAGAUAUCAGUAUUAUGUUGUUGAUCCUAUGGUUGAAUAUAAUAUGCCAAAUUACACACUGAGAGAAUUUAAGCUAACAGAUGCACGUGACGGUCAAGCACGUACACUUCGCCAAUUUCAGUUUACAGAUUGGCCUGAGCAUGGUGUACCUGAGAGUUGCGAAGCAUUUAUUGAUUUCCUUGGACAAGUACAUAAAACCAAGGAACAAUUUGGACAAGAUGGUCCAAUUACUAUACAUUGCAGUGCUGGAGUCGGUAGAACAGGUGUAUUCUUAGCUUUAUCCAUUGUUCUUGAAAGAAUGAGACAUGAAGGAAUUGUAGAUAUGUUUCAAACUAUACGAAUGCUUCGAACACAACGACCUGGUAUGGUUCAAACUGAAGAUCAAUAUCAAUUUUGUUAUAAUGCAGUUUUAGAAUAUCUUUCAUCAUUUGAUCAUUAUUCAGUAUAAUUGUUGACAGAUGUCAACAUUAUCAAUCAGAUAGAUAGAUAAAAUGAGUUAUUUCUUAAAGAAGCAAAAUGAAUUGCCCUCUUCAUAACAAUUGAAAUUAGUCAAUAUUAAUUCCUAACGUACUAUUUACUUUCUGUUACUAAGAAGUUAUCUGUUGUAUUUUAUGCUUCCAGUUUUUUUAAUGUUCACUGAACCUUUAAUUCUGUAAAUUGUAUUACUACUACUACUACUACUAAGACACUGUGCUUUUCUUGUGUUUAAUAAUUAUUUACUCGGUUUCGACUUGUACGUCUACAUGUGUGUAUAUGUGUUUGUGUACAUUAGUCAUUUAAAACAUGUAACGUAAAGAAAUUUAUAUCCCGGUUUUAUAACCAGUUAACAAAACGUACAUUGUUUUUCAAUUAAGCUGCAUAAUUAAUUAGUCGGGGUCUAUAUAUCGAAUUACCAAUCAGACACUGGCUGUUCGUAUUAUUUAUUAGGUUCUUUUUAAAAAAUAUAAAAAAAAUCCUAUCAUUACUGUGCUUAUAAUUAUGUAAGAUUGGUUCUUCCAUGACUUGUCUACUAUCAUGUUGUUGUUUAUGUUUUCGCCAGAUUUUGUGGAUCACUUAUUUCUCUUUUCUUCUGUAUUUUGUUCCCUUAUUUCUAUGCUACUAAUCAUAGUUGCGUAUCGUUGUCUUUUAUAUUUCGCAACAAAAGUUUAUCAUCGUACUUUAUUCUCUUUUGGUUACUUAUAUGUGUCAUUUAAAUAAAAGAAACCACAAUUAAAUGAAAACUACAAUGUAAAUGCAUUUGUAGAUCCACUUUGCGUAAGUACACAAAAGCUGAACAAUAUUUGUGAUGAUGAAGGCAUAUAUAUAUGUACUGAUAGGUAUGUAUACAUUUUUAAUGUUAUAAUUGGGAACGUAACCGUUCCUAUGAAUAACACCAUUAUUAUUCCUAUUUUUUAUUUGAAAAGAAACUUUUAAUGAGCUUGUAAAGAUUUCCAUUUAUGAAUCUUAUGUCUACGUAUAUGUAUAAAUAGUAUUGAAUAUCAUGGGUUGUUGUUUUGUGAUUAUGAAAUUCUCUAUAAGAGCGCAUACCCCUCAUACCUACACAUACAUAUACAAAUGUUCAAAUAAUUGCAUACAUCAAAUGAUAUCAUUUUAAUUUUAUUUGAAAAAAACCUCAAUGUUACUACUCAUAUUGAAACAGUUAUUUUAACAAUUAAGCUUUACCGAUACACUACAAUAUGUAUUCUUAACUCUAUUUAGUACUUUUUAAGUAGUUGUUUUCAAACAAACAAAAAAAGCAAACAUAUUUAUGAGGUUUCAUGCGAGUAUAAAUGUAAGUUAACCAACCUUUAAAUAACUAUGAUAACAAGACUUUUAAAGAAAACAAAUUGAAAUCUAGUUAUUUUAUUCACUUUGCCCCCCCCCACAACUUCUUGUUCUUUUUCUUUAUGCAAGUUAAAUAAGACUGAGUUAAUCAUAAAACAAAACGUUUAAUGUGAACUUGUUAAAAAUCUUAAGAGAACAAUACUUAUUUGAAUAAGUUACGUAUCUUUUUAUUUCUUCAUGUUACAAUCUGUAUUUACCGCAAAAUAUCAACAAUAAUGAC
Messenger RNA from Schistosoma intercalatum, 9229 nucleotides. The record is from the annotation of a GenBank genome assembly. Lineage: Eukaryota; Metazoa; Platyhelminthes; Trematoda; Strigeidida; Schistosomatidae.